Nylanderia fulva is the source of this 1545-nucleotide messenger RNA. Its product is annotated as gustatory receptor for sugar taste 43a-like. Gene Ontology annotation, cellular component: dendrite; membrane; axon. Gene Ontology annotation, biological process: chemosensory behavior; sensory perception of taste; male courtship behavior. The record is from RefSeq and is a predicted model, not a curated record. Lineage: Eukaryota; Metazoa; Arthropoda; Insecta; Hymenoptera; Formicidae.
ACUUCCCUCAUGUCCAGAAAAAUGCAUGCGCAAUGGAAGGAUUUCCAUAAACCACAAAUGGCGAAUAAGAGGACAAACAACAAACUCUUCAACGUGGAUGAAUACGACGUGGCAAAUCUCAACGUGCCACGUAAUAACAAGUCGAUAAAUAGCGAUUUAUACCAAGCGGUGUUCCCGAUCUAUCAUAUCAGCAAAUUGACCGGUGUAUUUCCAACAAGAUUUGUCCGACAGGUGUCUGGCAGAUAUCAAGGGCGAUUGAGCAUCGUCGAUAGCAUUUACAGUCUGCUCCUAUUGGCACUCCUGAUAGGCAUCGAGAUCUGGGCUUUCUGGCUCGAAGUCAGAUGUGGAUGGGAAUACAGCAUCCGACUUAAGUCGAAGACUACAGUGUUUACCACCUCAAUCGAUGUGUUGGGUGUAAUAAGUGUCACAGCCGCUUCCAUCAUCGGUUCUAUUCUGUACUGGCAGCACGUGCGAACUGUCAUCGAUAAAUUGGUUGAGUGCGAUAAGAAGAUGGGAAUCCUAUCGCCGAAGAAGCUGCAGAGGGUCACCAUCAUAUCGACGUCGGUCUGCCUCUCCUAUACCAUCAUUGCUUCCUCUCUUGAUAUCUACGCAUUAUGGAAGUACGAAAUAAAACAGAAUAAAGAGCUGUAUGAUGUGGGCCCAAUCAAACAUCUUCCCCUGUACUUAAUGUACAUCAUCCACGUUAUGAUGCAGCUCCAAUUCGCCAUCAUCGUGUACAACGUGGGCCAGAGGUUCUUCAGGCUCAAUAAAAAUCUCGAAAACAUCCUACAAAGUAGCAAGAUUACAAAUCAAUUUAUGAAAGAUGUUGGAUUAGCUGGUGAUAUACGAGAUCAAGAACAUCUCAUUACGUAUAUUCAACAAGAAAUGAUGGGAAAUACUCAACUGUUUCGUAAAUCGAAGAUCAUGGAUUCCACUGGCGCAAAUGAUAAUGGAAGUUUCAUGGACAAAAUAUCCAGGCUGUUGGCAGUACACUCAUCUCUAUGUGACACGAUCUCGCUCAUAAAUGACGCCUAUGGCGUUGUUAUACUCAUAAUUACGCUUGCCUGCAUAACACAUCUAGUCAUCGCGCCGUCCUUUUUGAUAUUAGAACCUGAUAGAAUGCGCGAACCUUUAUUCUUCACGGUGGAAACACUCUGGUGCGUCUUCCACACUUCGAAGCUGCUCGGGGUUGUGCAGCCUACAUAUGCCACUACAAUGCAGGGAAAGAAAACAGCGGUAUUGGUAAGCCAGUUGCUGUCAGAGAGUCAUGACAGGGAAGGCACGAGAAAAUUAGAAAUAUUUUCGCUUCAGCUUCUGCACCGCCCGGUAAUAUUUUCAGUGUGCGGACUUUUCACCCUGGAUCGUACUCUCAUCACUUCGAUUGUUGGCGCAGUCACAACGUAUCUCGUAUUAAUGGUCCAGUUCCAAAACGAGGACGACAAAAAGCUCGGUUUCGACAAUAUAGUGAAGAAUGCUAUGCAAAUCCUAAAGAACGCAACUACGUUUCAUAAUUUUACAGCGGGAAAGUUAGGUCUAUAAAUUAGU